Molecule: messenger RNA, 1422 nt
Organism: Triticum urartu
Lineage: Eukaryota; Viridiplantae; Streptophyta; Magnoliopsida; Poales; Poaceae
Product: cyclin-A3-1
Biological process (GO): mitotic cell cycle phase transition
Molecular function (GO): cyclin-dependent protein serine/threonine kinase regulator activity
Source: RefSeq, a predicted model, not a curated record
AUGGAGAGCACCGCCCGCGUCUUCCCGCCCCUUAAAGGGCCAGCCACGAACCGCCAAGCCGCCUAUCGUCUCAACCUCGAGCAACGCUUCGGCGACGCUGCGACCGUCGCCGAGGGCUUCCAAGCAGACGACGCGGCCGCCGGUCAGGGAGGACCCCCGGACCCCGCCGCGGCCGCAGCGGCUAUCGCGCCGUACCCGGGGGACAUCGACGACGAGACCGCGGCCGACCUCGCCCGCCUGCUGGACCCGGACUCGGAGCAGCCGGACCCCGCCGCGCUCCGGGCGGGUAUGGCGCCGUACCUCGGGGACAUCGACCGGUACAUGCGGUCCCUGGAGGCAUCGAGGAGGCCGAGGGAUGACUAUAUCUGGACAACACAGGAAGAUAUCAAUCCCAAAAUGAGGGCGGUCCUAGUGGACUGGCUGGUGGACGUGGCUUGUACAUUCAGGCUUCCUGCUGACACACUUCACCUUGCAGUUUCAUAUGUCGACCGCUUCCUCACAACAAGUGUCAUUAAACGGCAUGAGCUGCAAUUACUUGGUGUGACCGCAUUGCUUGUUGCUGCGAAAUAUGAAGAUGACAUAUUUGUGCAUGAGGUCCAAAGAUACAGGGGCGUUACUGGCAACACGUACACCGCGCAGCAGGUUGUGAAGAUGGAGACUGACAUACUGAAAUCUCUUAACUUUGAGAUGGGGAGUCCUACUGCAAGAACUUUUCUAAGGAGAUACAUAACUGUUUGCCGCGGACGCGAUCGUGCAAAAGCGGAGAAGCUGGAGUUUCUGUGUAGCUACCUUGCAGAAUUGAGCUUGCUGGACUAUGACUGCAUACAGUUCAAUCCAUCAGUUGUUGCUGCUGCCUGCCUUUUUUUGGCCAGGUUCACAAUCAGCCCAACUGCCCAUCCUUGGAACCUGACGCUGCAAAGGAACACGAAAUACAAGGUCUCCGAUCUCAAGUCUUGCAUCUUGAUGAUACACGAAUUGCAGUUGAAUGGAACGUAUCCGGGCCUGAAAGAAGACGCCGUCAAAGUCAAGUAUAAUGAUCGCGAGCUUGAGGGUGUGUCGGCAAUGGCUUCACCUAAAAAUAUGCCUCCGCAUUUCCUGAAGAACAUCAGACGGUGAAAGGCCAAAGUACUCUUGCAACAUCUUUUGCAGGCGUUGCAGAAACUACAAGUAGGGUUCUUUUGUUAGUAGAUAGACUACAGGCUUUGUUCAGGCAUUAGGGAUUUGGGGCAUCAUCUGUCGGCUUCCUGCUUAUCCAUGCCUGCCGGGCUUUAGCAGAAUCAGUUCCAGUUCCAGUUGCGUUGUAGCAGUGCGGCUACCUUCAUUGAUAUGUUGCCAUGAUAUGCGACUGGAGCAUUUUUGUACAUAUGAUAGAAUACGAUGGUGCCAUACUCGGUGAUAUUCCAUAUGAAGUUUCAGGGCAAA